Molecule: messenger RNA, 2006 nt
Organism: Dermatophagoides farinae (American house dust mite)
Lineage: Eukaryota; Metazoa; Arthropoda; Arachnida; Sarcoptiformes; Pyroglyphidae
Biological process (GO): regulation of transcription by RNA polymerase II
Cellular component (GO): nucleus
Molecular function (GO): DNA-binding transcription factor activity, RNA polymerase II-specific; RNA polymerase II cis-regulatory region sequence-specific DNA binding
Source: RefSeq, a predicted model, not a curated record
UUUUCAUAUUUUUGUAGACAUAAUUUUCAUUCUAAUGUCGAAUGUCUAGUCUGAAAAGAUUUCAAUCAUUUUCAAUCCCUUUGGCCAACGAACGUAUGUGUGUGUGUAUGUGUGUGGUCUAGGCCAUUCAAGCGGUUUUUUGUCUAUGGUUACCAAAUUACCUUAUGGAUCGUUUAAAUGAUCUAGGAUGAUAGCCGCAAACAUAGCUUUGAUCACCUGGUCUAUUACAUUGCUCAUAUGCAGAUACCCACACAUACGUUAUUUAAAACUUAAUUAUGUUAUUAUUAUUAUAAAGUCUUAAUCCAUCAAACAACAAGACUUAAUAGAGGGUAUGUAGAAAAGAAAAGAGAAAGAAAACGUAAUUUGCAUGAAUCUUAUUUCAAUCCAAACACGAUUCUAUUGAUAAUGAUGGUUGUGUUUGUCUCAUGAUACAAUCAAUAGUCUAUAUUUCUAUUCAAAAAAAAAAAAAUAUUACAAUGACAAGAUUAACAAGAUAUCGACAACAACAAUCUGGUCAUAUCGAUAUCGAUAUUGUCUGUUAUUUUGAAAUCAUUUUUCCUAUAACAAUGUUAAAAAAUAUAUAUACACCGCAUUCUAUAAAAUUGAAUUCGAAACAAAAAAGAAGAUUAUCUCUAUCUCAUGACAUAUUUAUAUAAGUUGAUCCUGAAACGUUCGGUGCAUUUUUAUUUGUGUGUAUGUGUGUGGUUCCGAUCAUGUGGUUGGUUGGUGGUCUCCAAAAGAAAAGGGACCCGACCACAACAACCAAUCUAAUAAUACCCUCUAAUCUCAAUAACGUCAAUGUUGUGUGUAAAUCUAACCUAUUUUCUAUAUUUUUCAUUGUUGUUUAAAUAUCUGCUCCAUAGGGCCAUUAUGUUGAUUAUUUGAGGAUAAUUGAGUCAUUAUGAAAGAGAAUUGCGGUUUAAGGGGAGCAGGAGGAGGUGACUGUGAUGGUGUGGGUAUCGACUGACAAGAACCCAUAGAUUGAUCGAUUGGGCCACCAAUCAUUAUUCAGUUUUUUGUUUACGAAAGUUUAGUAGCCAUUUGGCAGUCGAUCAAAAAGGAUUCAAGUAUCUUACUUAACUAAUAACUUGAAACAUGACAACUUCAUCAAAUACUUCAGAUUCGAGGACAAAUUCUUCACAAACAACAACAGCAACAGAACCUAGAACUGAAAUGAAACGUUCAAAAUCGUUUACAAUCGAUAAUAUACUUCAUGAUGUUGACAAACAACCACAGCUUAAAAAUUUCCACACAUCAUCAUCAUCAUCAUCAUAUCCGAUUUGGUUGAUGGCAAAUUGGAUGGCCAUCUCAUCGAAUACAAAUCCAUAUGCCUCGUUGAGGAUACCAACAUCGUCGUCUUGUCCAACCGGUAAUACCUUUGAAUUGACAAAUCAACGAAUUAUUUUCGAUGUGUUAAGUCACAAUGGUGGAGGUAUAGUUGCAUCGAAACUUGGCCAAAAUCAAUCAUGCACAUCUGAUGAUGAACAUAAAGGAAACGAAUCGUAUGCAAGCAACAUCUUGAAGGACCAAUCAUACCUGUCUGAUUGUUCCAAUGAUCAUCAACCAGCUAAUCAUCAUGCACACACAUCUGAAUCAUUAAAGUCAUUGUUCCCAUCAAAUACAUAUUAUCAUUGUCGUAAUGGAUUUUAUAAACGGAAACGUAGACAUCGUACAAUAUUCACUGAGGAACAACUUGAAUUAUUGGAAGCAGCAUUCCACAAAACACAUUAUCCUGAUGUUCUUAUACGCGAACAAUUGGCCGCUCGUAUUGAUCUACGUGAAGAACGAAUCGAAGUUUGGUUCAAAAAUCGUCGAGCAAAAUGGCGUAAACAACAGCAACGACUUGGAGGUCCAACUAUUGAUAUCAUAACAAAUGAUUAAUGUAAACUUUACUUCCGUUACCAACAAAAUAGAUUUUUUUAUAGUUGUAUCAUUGUGAUUGUAUAUGCGAAUAAAUAAAAAAAAUGAACAAAAAAAUUAUGAAUAAAAUCUAUUUUUUAUUUCAA